AUGUAUGCUGCAAGUCCAACAAAGCUACUUAUUCUCACCGAAAAAUUCAAACCUGGUACUCUUUUGCCCACAGGUGAUUAUGCUUUCCUUGCAUGGAAUUUUGUUGCGGCUUUAAUUCUGGACUUGUCCUGGAAGUACUACUUUAGCCGUCCUCUAUCUAAUUAUGUGAUUUUAGACGAAGUGGACGACGUAAGUCUGCGUUUAUAUUUUUACGUUUUUUUCUUGCUCCUUGCAUCGCGUAUCUUUGUGCCGUACUAUACUGGACAGGUCAUCGCUACUGUAGUGGCGACAAAGUCUUAUUCGGCACUUGCAGCAUCCGUCUCUGUAAUGGCAUUCAUUUCUUGUGUCAGUGCUAUAGCAGCUGGGCUUCGUGGUGGAUCAUUCGAGUAUGCGUAUUCGAGGAUUAAUCGAGCCAUAAGAUACGAUUUAUUCACAGGAGUGGUCAGACAGGAAGUCGCUUUCUUUGACGCUCAUAAGACAGGUGAAAUUGCUUCACGUAUUGCUGCUGACUGUCAAACAAUGUCCGACAUGGUGGCGAUGAAUGUGAACGUAUUCCUCAGAAAUGCCGUAAUGCUGCUUGGAUCGAUGAUUUUCAUGAUGACAUUGUCGUGGCGUCUUUCACUUAUCACAUUUAUCUUGGUGCCGAUUAUUUUUGUUGCAUCGAAAAUUUUCGGAUCUUAUUACGACUUGCUUUCCGAACGCACCCAGAACUCCGUCGCCGAAUCGAACGAUGUUGCUGAAGAGGUAUUGUCUACGAUGCGAACGGUACGGUCAUUUGCCUGUGAAAAUGUCGAAGCUGAUCGAUUCUACAUGAAGUUAACGAUAACGCUCAACGUUGCAAAAACCAAAGCGAUAGCAUACAUUGGUUUCUUAUGGGUUUCCGAGUUAUUCCAAACCUUCAUCAUAGUUGCGGUAUUGUGGUAUGGAGGGCAUCUUGUACUAACAGGAAAGAUGAAAGGUGAUUUACUCAUAUCGUUCCUUCUUUAUCAAAUGCAGCUGUGUGAAAAUCUACGACAGAUGGGUGAAGUUUGGACAGGCUUAAUGCAGUCAGUAGGGGCAAGUAGGAAGGUUUUCGAGUACAUUGAUCGUGCUCCGACAAUUCUUCACUAUGGUGCAGCUCAACCGUCAUUGCUCAGAGGUCGUAUUGAAUUCCGAAAUGUGCACUUCAGCUAUCCGACGAGAAAUAAUGUACCAAUUCUUCGAGACCUCUCGUUCACUGUCGAACCGGGAGAAACUGUGGCUUUGGUGGGACCCUCUGGAUCAGGCAAGUCAUCUUGCAUCGCCCUAUUGGAAAACUUCUACCAACCAAUUGCUGGUCAAGUAUUCAUUGACGAUGUGCCGAUAGAAGAGUACGAACAUCAUUACAUACAUAGAAAGAUUGCUCUUGUUGGGCAAGAGCCAGUAUUAUUCGCUCGAUCAAUUGCCGAAAACAUUCGAUACGGUGCAGACGUCAUGGAGGGGACGACGAUGAAGUACGCAACUAACGUUGGAGAGAAAGGCAGUCAGAUGUCUGGGGGUCAAAAACAACGGAUUGCUAUUGCAAGAGCAUUGGUUAGACAACCAGCAAUACUCCUACUUGAUGAGGCAACAUCAGCUCUCGACACAGAAUCCGAACAUCUAGUGCAGGAGGCCAUUUACAAGAAUCUGGGCGGUAAAACUGUAAUAAUGAUUGCACACCGGCUGUCCACUGUAGAAAAAGCGGACAAGAUUAUUGUCAUUAACAAGGGCAAAGUCGAGCAGAUGGGAAAACAUGACGAACUUCUACAACAACCUGGUACUUAUGCAGCUCUGGUGACUAGACAAAUGGUAGGACCACAAGCACAUGUGGAUCUGAGCCUCUCAUCACAACCAAGGUAA
Molecule: messenger RNA, 1857 nt
Organism: Angiostrongylus costaricensis
Lineage: Eukaryota; Metazoa; Nematoda; Chromadorea; Rhabditida; Metastrongylidae
Source: the annotation of a GenBank genome assembly